CCUGUAUGUUAGGUGAGCUAUAGAUUCUAUUUGGAUAUUAAUAAAUCAACCUGUGUGUCUGUUUCUCUUUUUAAUACAGACUAUUCUUUAUCAAGAACAAUGGACAACUGGAGUGUAGUGCUUUAUGACGAGGAAAUAUGUAAGCAAACUCCCUUAGCGACUGCUGAAGAGACACCAGAGGAGGAUAAAAAAAUGGAGGGAGUACUCCAUAGCCAUUUCAGAGAGCAGGUUCAUCCAUAUUUAGAGCUUAUCGACUCCCUCCGUCUAAUGGGCAUCGAUAAGGAUCUGUCCCUGCCUGCAAUAGCUGUGAUUGGAGACCAGAGCUCAGGAAAGAGCUCUGUGUUGGAGGCGCUGUCUGGAGUGGCUCUCCCCAGGGGCAGCGAAAUGGUUCUAUCAGAGGAGGCUCUGUUCCCCUCAGGUAUUGUGACUCGGUGCCCACUGAUGCUGAGGUUGAGGAAGGUCAUGGGAUUGUCAGAGUGGAAGGGCACCAUCUCCUACAAAAAUGAGACUAAAGACAUCAAAGACCCCGCUAAGGUUGGGGAUUAUGUCGUCAAAGCCCAGAAUGAGCUGGCUGGAAAUGGUGUUGGGAUUUGUGACGAGCUGAUCAGUCUGGAGAUCAUGUCUCCUGAGGUGUGUGACCUCACUUUGAUUGAUUUACCCGGUAUUGCCCGGGUGCCUGUUAAAGGACAACCUCAUGACAUUGGAGACCAGAUUAAAAGGCUCAUUCACAGGUUCAUUGCAAAUGAAGAAACCAUCAACUUGGUGGUGGUCCCAUGCAAUGUUGACAUAGCAACAACUGAAGCUCUAAGAAUGGCUCAGGAAGUUGAUCCAGAUGGGAAAAGAACUUUGGCUAUUUUGACUAAGCCAGACCUUGUAGAUUGUGGCACAGAAAAGAACAUUUUGGAUAUUGUUGAUAAUCGGGUCAUUCCGCUGAGCAAAGGCUACAUAGUUGUGAAAUGCCGUGGUCAGCAACAAAUUCAGGAUGGGAUUCCUCUAGCCGAGGCCACCAGGAUGGAGAGAGAUUUCUUCAGCCAACACAAGUACUUCAGGCGUCUUCUUGAUGAAGGAAAAGCCACAACCCAGUGCCUUACCAUCAAACUGACCCAAGACCUGGUGGGCUGCAUCAAAAACUUUCUGCCAACACUGUCGGAGCAAAUUAAAAAGGAGCUGUGCAACUUAAGGGAACUGUUGAGUCAGUAUCCAGUGGGUCCUCCCAUUGAUGCCCAAAAAAGAAGACUCUUCCUUACUCGUCUGCUGAUUGAGUUCAACAACAAGAUCAACCGAUUAAUAGAGGGUAAAGUUGUCACUAAGGAAAACCUUUUUGCGCUUCUUCGGAAGCAUUGUCAGAAAUGGAAACAUGAACUUGAGCGCAGUAAAACUCCAUUUUGUGAAAAGGUACAGAAUGUGGUGAAGGAAUAUGACCUGAAGCAUAGGGGAAAAGAGCUGCCUGGUUUCAGUAACUAUGAUGUGUUUGAGACGGUCACACAGGAUGCGGUGGCGAAACUACAGAAUGAUGCACUACAAACUUUGAGAGAAAUCAGAGGAAUAGUUGAGAAGCAAUUCAAUGAGGUCUCCAAAUCCUGCUUCAGAAACUACCCUUUCCUGGAGUGUAUCACAACAAACAAAAUAAACAAAAUCCAGUCGAAACAGGAGGCCAAAAUGGAGAAAAGAAUCCAGGAGCAGUUUGAGAUGGAGAAACUGAUCUAUACUCAGGAUGGCAACUUCUUCAAGACCAUCAAGACUAUAGAUGAUUUUUUACCGCCACCUUCACCGCAACAGAAUGUUAGUGUUGAAGAACAUCUCAGCAAAACACCACAAACUCCAUCCAAAAGAGGCAGAUCCCCGUGCCGCAAGUCUGCUAAGCGCCCUCGACACUCUGACCAGGACAAGCCAGUGGUGGAUCUACCAAGCAUGACUGACAUGGAUGCUAACCCAAUUAGCCUGCAGGCCACAAUCUCUCUGGAGGCAUCUGCUAUUAGUUCUGAAGCCAUGAGCAUGUACCCUAAAAUGUUACAUUCAUACUAUGAGAUAAUGAUUCAGCGUCAGGCGGACCAGAUCCCCAUGCUGAUCCAGUACUUCCUUUUGAAGAAGUCAGCGGAGAUGUUGUGCACUGAGAUGUUAAGUCUCACUGAUGGGGUGGACGUGGACAAAGCCUUGUCCGAGGUCUCGGACAGCACCCGCCGCCGCAAGGACUUGCAGGGCCGCGUUGAACGUCUCAGCGAGGCGCAGGACAAACUCAGCCAUUUCCUCUAACCCCUCAUUUCAUUUCCACUGAACCCGUCUUCUUUAUCGUGUUCCAUCAGCUACAUGUUUUUGUCCUAAAAAUACAGCUAGCUUAUUUUGAAACUCACUGCCAGCUGAAAACUGAUACAGCAGUCAUAUAAAGCUCCUCUUCGAGAUUGUUAUGUUGAAACAAGUGGUGAUUGACUGUCAUGGUGCCACUUGAAAAUAGAUCAGUGUAACCAUGUUCGGUUACACUUUACUUGACAGUAUUAACAUGAGUGACAUGACACGGUCACGAAUGUGUCAUAAACA
This is a messenger RNA of Alosa alosa (allis shad), 2535 nucleotides long. Its product is annotated as interferon-induced GTP-binding protein Mx1-like. The record is from RefSeq and is a predicted model, not a curated record. The coding region runs from base 100 to 2253 and encodes 717 amino acids. Gene Ontology annotation, biological process: defense response to virus. Gene Ontology annotation, molecular function: GTPase activity; microtubule binding; GTP binding. NCBI's taxonomy places the organism in Eukaryota, Metazoa, Chordata, Actinopteri, Clupeiformes, Clupeidae. The transcript has 14 exons. Gene Ontology annotation, cellular component: microtubule; nucleus; membrane.